ACAAAAGCUCGGAACAAAAGCUUCCGUUCAUAGAAGCGAAGCACUGACUCGUUUAGUUUGAAUUCGAUGUUUGCCGUACGGGUUGGCUAGCCGGUGAACUUUCAAUAUGCUAUUAGAGUUAUUUGCGAUUUCUGUCGUCGCCUUGCUGCUGGCCUAUCGCUGGGCCACAGCCAACUAUAAUUUCUUCAAGGAGCGAGGAAUUGAUUAUGAAAAGCCGUUUCCCUUUGUGGGAAACAUGCAUAAAAUAUUAUUGCGUCAACAAUCUAUAUUUGAUCUGAUCGUCGAUUUGUACAAUAAAGGCAAUGGCAAGGUUUACGGCAUCUUUGAGCAACGUACGCCGCUGCUGAUGAUACGCGAUCCGGAACUGAUCAAGCAGAUAACAAUAAAGGACUUCGAUCACUUUAUCAACCAUCGAAAUUUCUUUGGCACUGAUGAUGACGAUCCGCAUGACAUGAACAAUAUCUUCAAUAGUUCCUUGUUCUUAAUGCGCGAUGCGCGUUGGAAGGACAUGCGCAGCACGCUGAGUCCUGCCUUUACGGGCAGCAAAAUGCGUCAGAUGUUCCAGCUGAUAGACAUCGUGGCCAAAGAGGCAGUAGACUGCCUGAAACGAGAUCAUGUACCAGAAAGCGGAAUUGAGCUGGACACGAAAGACUACUGCUCGCGAUUCACCAACGAUGUGAUUGCCUCAACAGCAUUUGGAUUGCAGGUGAACUCUUUCAAAGAUCGGGACAAUACAUUCUACAUUAUGGGCAAGAGGAUGACCAGCUUCAGUGCGCUGCAGAACUUAAAAUUUUUAAUGUUUACUACUGCCAAACGACUCUUUAAGCUACUUAAAAUACCGCUGUUUGACAGGAAAAGCGUAGAUUAUUUAGUGCGCCUGGUGUUGGAUGCCAUGAAGUAUCGUCAGGAGCACAACAUUGUGCGCUCCGACAUGAUCAACAUGCUGAUGGAGGCACGCGGCAUGUUCCACACGGAUAAGCCAAAAUUGGGCAACGCUCGCAAUUGGAGCGAUCGUGACAUAGUUGCUCAAUGCUUUGUAUUUUUCCUUGCCGGCUUUGAGACGUCGGCGUCGUUCAUGUGCUUCACAGCACAAGAGCUCAUGGAGAAUGGGGAUGUGCAGGAGAGACUGUACGAGGAGGUGGCACAGCUCGACAGCGAACUAGACGGCGGCCAACUGACAUACGAGGCUCUAACAGGCAUGAAGUACAUGGACCAGGUGGUGUCGGAGGUGCUGCGCAAGUGGCCGCCGACAAGCGCAAUUGAUCGCGAGUGCAACAAGGACAUUACCUAUGUGGUCGAUGGCAAAAACAUUGAGAUCAAGAAAGGCGACGCCAUUUGGCUGCCCACCUGUGGCUUCCAUCUCGAUCCCAAGUACUUCGAAAAUCCGACCAAGUUUGAUCCAGAUCGUUUUAGCGAUCAAAACAAGCACAAAAUUCAGCCAUUCACAUACUUUCCCUUCGGCACAGGCCAGCGCAGUUGUAUAGGUUCACGAUUCGCACUACUCGAGACAAAAGCUUUGAUAUACUAUUUGCUGCGAGAGUUCCGUAUUGCCCCAGCUAAGAAGAGCUGUAUUCCUCUAGUUCUCAGCUCCGCCGGUUUUCAAUUAAAGCCUAAAAAUGGUUUUUGGGUUAAACUCAUUCCGCGUAAAUAAAUCGAUCAAAUUGUAAUCUUAUUUUAAUAUCAAAAAGC
Messenger RNA from Drosophila virilis, 1689 nucleotides. Its product is annotated as probable cytochrome P450 9f2. The record is from RefSeq and is a predicted model, not a curated record. Gene Ontology annotation, molecular function: heme binding; monooxygenase activity; iron ion binding. NCBI's taxonomy places the organism in Eukaryota, Metazoa, Arthropoda, Insecta, Diptera, Drosophilidae.